Molecule: messenger RNA, 6487 nt
Organism: Spodoptera frugiperda (fall armyworm)
Lineage: Eukaryota; Metazoa; Arthropoda; Insecta; Lepidoptera; Noctuidae
Gene: Src42A
Product: tyrosine-protein kinase Src42A
Exons: 8
Coding region: 276-3068 (930 amino acids)
Biological process (GO): cell surface receptor protein tyrosine kinase signaling pathway; protein phosphorylation; innate immune response
Cellular component (GO): extrinsic component of cytoplasmic side of plasma membrane
Molecular function (GO): ATP binding; non-membrane spanning protein tyrosine kinase activity; signaling receptor binding
Source: RefSeq, a predicted model, not a curated record
ACCGCCUUAUCUCUCGCGACCUCCGCCGGACGCGCACGCACGCCGCGCUCCACCACCGUUACCGCGUCGCGUUCGCGCUAUGCCGUCUUUUCGACAACAGUUCUAUGUGCACUCUUACUUGAACUUUUUUCAAUUUUUAAGUGUAGGCCGUAGUCCGGAUAUGCACCAGUGAAUUAAAACUUUACCAUUGUGACAUUUGUUGAUAUUUUAUUGUAUUUAUUGAAAACAAUAGGUAGUAGAGACAAUACCGAAACGAACUCUGGACCGUAACGACGAUGGUGUCUGAAGGGGCUUUGCCCGUAGUUUGGUGUAUACGCGAUAAUCAACUUGUGCCUCACCAAGUAUCCGGUGUUAAGUUACAAGGAGCUGUAACAGGAGCACAUAUAGCCGCUGUUACAGAUUUUUUGCGUAUGGUGGCAGGGACUCCAAUUGUUCUUCCGCAUACGGCGGUUCCUGAAGACGUCGAUAAUGACAUUAAUCAAGAAAAAGAAAAUUCAACUCGAAGACGAAAAAUGUCUAUGCAGGUUGAAGUGCCUUGUGUUUUCCUCACUGAAAGCGCCUUACAAAAAGCUAAGAGCCGCAGUAACUCUAGAGAAGAAAAGGUAACAAUUGAAAGAUGUAAUAUUACUACAACCAAAAUGUUGGAUAAUAGUUCAUCCUCUUUCCUAAGUUCAUCUGAUAUUUUAGAAAUGAAAGAAAUUGAAGAUAGUCAUUCAGAAAUUAUGAGAGAUAAUUUUAAAUCAAAUAUUUCUGAGUCAUCAGUUUCAUUAACCGAAAAUAACUAUCCUCAAAGAAUAACGAGGAUUAUUGAAUUAGAUGAUUUAAAUCCAACUACUAUAAAUGUAGAGCCGGAAAGAGAUCAUCCACAAAGGAUAACUCGAAUUAUUGAAUUUCAAAAUGACAAGUCGCCGUCGCCAGUUUGUACUGAUGGCGAAAAUGAGACUUUGCAAAGGAUUACACGAAUAAUAGAAUUGAAUGAAGAUAAUUCAUUUUCAACCAUUACAAAUAGUACAGAGUCGCUUGACAAAGAAUGUCCUCAAAGAUUAAGUAGAAUAAUGGAAGUUGAAAAAGAAAACAACUUUCCGAGUAUGACCAAAAUAAUUGAAAUGGAAAACGACAUAUCAAAUGAACGACGAAUUUCCCUGACGAAUGAACGUGAAACUGGAGGCGGAAAUGUUGAAAAUUGCAGUGAGGAAGUGACUGUUAGGACUAAGUUUGUGCAUCGAAGUACUCCUAGGUUUAGUCUUGACUCUUCGUGCUCCGAAAACUCUUACGUUAAUAUUGAGUGUUUAAAGAGUUUGCAGGAUGUUAGAAAAGAGGAAAUCAAUGAAAGCGGUUUGAAUCCCGAGAUAUCACCCGCUGGCAGAUCUAUUCGUUCUCGGUUUCCGAGGAAAAAAACGUCUGUAUGUUCGAUUGGCUCUUCGGACUGCGACGACGAGGUAGAUGUAAUUUUCAAAUCCAAGCCUAAAUCUAGUCAAUGGGUCAGUUUGGAUUGGAUACCACCGCCUCCCAAAGAAGAGCCAGUGAUAAUGCAAGUCUGUGAUAAAAAUGAUUUCAUUACGAAAUGGAUAGCAGAGCAAAAUUCGCAGGACUCAAUCAUUAUUGCUGACGAGAGACGAAAGAGUCUUCCGCCAAAAUCGAAUGAAAUAUAUCUUCAAAAUAUGAGAAGAUUUAGUGACAGUUUACAAAUAUGUAAAGAAGACGCCGCCAGUGAUUCUCCAGCUACAGUGAAAUGGAAGUGGCAUGAUAUAGUUAAACGUCACCUUCAGUUAUUGAAAAGCGAGAAAGGUUUCAGACGGCAAAAAGGUAGCUGGAUGAGGACGGCGAGACGUCUGUCUGGAACUAAUGUCAACCACAAAGACCUGGAGUCUUUGCCAUUGGAUACGUACAUGAAACUACAGACUAUGCCAUGGUACUUCCGCAAAAUAAAACGAAUCGAAGCGGAGAAGAAAUUGCUCCUGCCCGAGAACGAACAUGGUGCUUUCCUCAUCCGAGACUCCGAAAGCCGCCAUAAUGACUUCUCACUAUCAGUGCGAGACGGAGAUACGGUGAAGCAUUACCGCAUCAGGCAGUUGGAUGAGGGCGGUUUCUUCAUCGCGAGGCGCACUACCUUCCGUACGCUGCAGGAACUUGUGGAGCAUUACAGCAAGGACGCUGACGGCCUCUGCGUAUCACUCAACAAACCCUGCGUACAGAUUGAGAAACCAGUGACGGAAGGUCUCUCGCACAGAACGCGCGAUCAAUGGGAAAUCGACCGUUCAUCGCUCAAGUUCGUGAGGAAACUAGGGCACGGUCAGUUUGGUGAAGUAUGGGAAGGUCUAUGGAACAACACCACUCCAGUGGCCGUGAAGACCUUGAAGUCCGGUACCAUGGAUCCCAAAGACUUCCUCGCAGAAGCUCAGAUCAUGAAGAAACUGAGACACAACAAACUCAUUCAACUAUACGCUGUCUGUACGCUCGAGGAACCUAUCUACAUCAUCACUGAACUUAUGAAGAAUGGAUCCCUUUUGGACUAUCUACAAGGCAAAGGUCGUUGUCUGAAGCUGCAGCAGCUUAUCGACAUGGCUGCGCAGAUCGCCGCCGGCAUGGCGUAUCUCGAAUCACAGAAUUACAUACAUCGCGAUUUGGCCGCGAGGAACGUGCUGGUUGCCGAUGCUAAUAUCGUGAAAAUCGCCGAUUUCGGUCUUGCGAGGCUUAUCAAAGAAGAUGAGUACGAGGCCCGUGUAGGCGCACGGUUCCCCAUAAAAUGGACGGCGCCCGAGGCAGCCAACUACAGUAAAUUCUCCAUUAAAUCCGAUGUCUGGUCGUUCGGUAUCCUCUUGACUGAACUCGUCACUUACGGCCGAAUACCUUAUCCAGGUAUGACAAACGCUGAAGUUUUACAUCAAGUCGAGCACGGUUACCGUAUGCCGUGUCCUCAGAAUUGUCCCGCAGCACUUUACGAGAUCAUGUUGGAGUGCUGGCAUAAAGAUCCUCUGAAGCGACCCACCUUCGAGACUCUGCAAUGGAAGCUCGAGGACUUCUUCACCAUGGACAACUCCGAGUACAAGGAGGCAUCCGCCUACUGAGCCCGGCCCUCCCUGCCGCCCCACCGACACGCACACUCGCAUCAUACUCCAGGCCUGUAUCACAUGCCGCCCGAGCUGCAGAUGUUGCACAGUAGCACGUCCAUGCAGUACCUGCAGAUGCACCCGAUGGCACAGACCAGCCUCGGACAGAUGCAGGCCGUGCACCAGGCGAGCAUACAGAUGCAGGCCGCGCACCAGGCCAGUCUGCAGGCCGCCCACCAGGCCAGUAUGCAGGCGCACCAGGCCACGCUGCAGGCGGCGCACCAAGCCAGCCUGCAGGCGCACCAGGCCAGCCUGCAGGCGGCGCACCAGGCCGGCCUGCAGCUGGCGGCGCGCCCGCUGUGCCAGCACCACGCGCGCCACGCGGCCGCCGCCACGUACCGCGCGCCCUAAGUCGCCCGCCCGCACCACGCGCCGCGCCUCGUACCUCCGCCAGCGAUGUGCAGGACACACGCCUUCCGUUACAUUCCCUUUAUGAUUGACGGAGCUCCGAGCUCCCGCUCAUAAAUUCUUGCAGGAACGUCACUUGUAUUGUGACAUAUGAUUACUUUUGAACCUCGUCGUGAGAGGUCAUGAUUUUAUUAUUGCAAGACGAAGCGAGUUCGAGAUGUUAUGCGAAUAUGAAAUGGCGACGUAGACGUAAUUUUAUUACUCCUCGAUCGGUAAUAAGUUUAGUUAGACUGCCUACGAUUUUCUAAAUGUAUUUAGCCAUAGGUUAACGUUUACGAUUCUUGAAGUAUUAAUAAGCCUCUUUAGGGUGAUCACUUACGAUAUUAUUGGAAAACGUCGAAGUAAGCUGUAAGGAGUGUGCGCAUGUACAGCGUCUAAUAACUAUCUCAAGUAUGGCAAUAAUAUGAGUGACAUAUCAGCGCUUUAUUCAUUUCCACAAUGCUUCAGACCAUCGGUAUUACAUUGGGCUAUGUAUUGGCGCCGCGCGCGGAUCGCUUCUUACGUCAUUUCUCUUGCAAUCAAAUAAAAUGUGUUCUCUGCUUCGCUGCAUUUUUGAAUCGAUUUAUAAAUGUUAAGGAUACAUUUCAGGCUCUAAAGAAAUCCAACGUAGUUGUAUUGUUCAAGUUCGAGGUAAGAGGCUAUCAUGUAAUUGGUUUCGUCUCCAUACGAGAGUGGAAUGCUAGUGGCGCUGUGGUGAGGGAGUGGCAGUAGUGCGGACAGUGCUAGUGUGUGUGGACAGGAGGAACUCUAGGCUCGGCAGGGAAUUAAAUUAAACCAGCGUUACGUACGCGUUUUGUAAGGAUUUAUGUUAUGAUGAGGCGCAUUAACAGAUUAGGUAUUCUCACCUUCGUAUACCAUGUUUAGUAGAAUAACGAUGUUGGUGAUAGAUGCCAAAUAAUCCUAAUAAAGAACUGAAUUUUAUAUACAUAAUUAAUUGUUCUGAGGGUAUUUAGACGUUAGAAUUUUAUUUAAUUUAGGCUGUUCUAAAACCUGAUUAAUGGAACGCUAUUCUUAACUAUUUAUAUAAUUGUAACGAUGACAUUUAUACACCACUCGCGAAGUUUAGUUUCUCGUAAUCAUUUUAAUAUUUAUCAUGCUCAAGAACUUGUUAUUUUUAUUUGAUUGUAUCAAAUUAUACAUCCAAACUGAUAUUUUAUUUGUGCCAAGACUUUUAGUUUAAGUUGAAAGUGGCCACAUGUAAUCUAAAUUGUAUCGACACAAACUAAGAACGUAUUUAAUCAUUUACUUUAAAGCUAAGAUAUAAUUGGCCUAAGUAAAUAAGUAUUUUUGAAUGUGUAAGUUUUGUAUCCUAACUUAUUAGACGUAACUUAGUAUAUACUAGAUAUUUUCAAUUAUAUUACUGAAUGUCAGACGUAAAUAUUCUCAUUCGUUAAAAACUGCACAUUUUUAUUGAAAAUGUCACAGUUAUGUGCAAUAUUUAUUGUUUUCUGAGCCGGUGCUUGUAUUUGUAUGCUACGAAAGAUUAUAUUGUAAACUUACAUCCUCAGAACAUUUAAACAAACUGUCGAUGUAAGCUUGAAACAUUUAUUUAAUUUGAUAAUGAAUUACUAAUACCAGAAACAGUACAACAAUGUUUUGUUGUCAUGUAUAUUGAACUUUCCACAAUUUUAACUUGUAAAUAGUUCCAGUUUAGUAUUGGUUGUAAUGGUAAUAAGUGAUAUUAAGAAUGUUGGUAUUAUGGUAUAGCAGUGUGCUUCAUACUCAACGGUCCACUGACUCGAUCAUUCCAAUUGGAUCAAGGCAAUAUUACCGAAAUCGACAAGAAAAACAAAGUUAGUAGUUUACAAAGAUGAUAUUGUUGAUAUCACGACAAAAUAUUUAAUACAACUACUUGAUAUAUCGCACAAAUAUACAUUCGUAAACGUAUUUGUAAGGUGCCUGAAAUAUUUGCAUUUGUACGUCACAAAAUAUUGUAUGGUCUGCGACGAGUGACCGCCUCCUGAUUGUGCGAGACUGACCUCGUUCUUUUGUCAUUUUGUUUGUCGAAAUCAUUUUCUAAUGUAGUAAACUUGUUCCCCAUCAAACUCCGUGUCACUCGUUGCCAGACUAUUAUCUCACUGCACUGUGGAUAGAGCACGAUUAUCUAGGAUCAAUAAAUUGAAUUACAUUUUGAAUAUAAAAAUUGUAUAAACACAGUGUUCACUGUCAAGGCUUCGGAAAUGUGUCCGCCAAGUAUUAAUAUUAACAUGUCGUACGAUCUUAUUUCACAUAAUUAAUUAAUUCCAACAUUAUUAUUGUUUACUCUCGUGUAUUAUUUCUAUAAUUUAUUUCUUCGUAAUACUUUAAGUUUUAGCUGUAUGAUAUGCUUUAGGCUUUAUGCUUUAUUGAAAUGGCUACGUCCGCUACUCGUUUCCCAUUAUGUAUGUACAUGUUACGGCAAUAUUAUCAAUGUAUUCAAUAAUUUUAAUUUUAUUAGUUAGCCAAUUUUUAAGUAUUUUCGUAAAAAUUUCGCCAUCACAAUUAUGAAGAGAUCAAUAGGACGAAUAGGAUUAAGCUAUGUGAAUGAUGUAUGUUAGAUAUAAAUAUUUAACUAGAAUUUAUUUACUAACUGUUGCUGUGUUACAUGACAUUUAUACUUCGGUUUACGGUAUUGUACAACUGUACCAAGGUGUAAGUGUUGCGGCGAUUUAGGGUGAAGUCAUAAAUUUCAAGUGCGACUGAUGAUAGUUGAUACUGUUUGACAUGUGAGCUAAGGUCUUAUUACCUCCGAGUAUCAAUUAAAUCUAUUUUAGUUUACUCUCGUGUACCAGUAUUGUUACACUGCCAUACCUAUAACACACCGCCAUGUUAUCCCUAUCGAACGUUUGGUAACUCAACUUAUAGAAAAGAUCUUCUAUGACAGUGUAACCACAAUACUGGUUUUAAGUACGGUUAUUAUAAUGAUUACUAUAUUUCACUUAUUUGUAAAGAUUUUUUUUUAACACAACAAUAAAUAUAAAUGUGAAAUA